AUGGAUGACAAGUUGCAGGAGAAGUUUGCUCUCGUUCAGCAGAUGAGAAGAGAAAAGGAACUGAAGGAAGCAAAGGCAAAGGAGUCGCAACCGUUCGAUAUCUUUUCGAUCGCAGGAGUGACACUGCCCACCACUGGUGGCUCUGGAGGACUGAACAUGACCAUCCGUCACGACAGCCAGUCGGCUUCUGGAAGCGGUGCCUCUAUUGGAUCGGUCAAGAGACCACGCAAGGAGCGGACCAACUCGACCAACUCGACUACCGACGAUUCGAGCCAGGUACCUGCAGGAGGGGAGGAAAGCACCGACGGACAAAAGCCCAAGUUGAAGCGCUCGUCUAUGGCUGCUCGUAACGACCCACAGGGCUCGGCUGCUCGGUCUGAUGCAGCUGAACGUGACAUCGACGUUACAAUGGAAUCGGGAUCUCAGCAACAGUCAUCGACGUCUGCAGAGUCAACUGGACAGGAAAAGUCACAGAGCCCUUCUACCGCAACCCCUCCCACCCCACUUCCCUCGCCUCCCAACGACGGCUCCAGCAGACGCAACUCUGGUUCUUCAUCUCCAACAAAGCUGCUCGCCAAGGAUAUGACUCACAAUGUUCAGAGCCGCUCUGGAAGCAUUGACGAGAACGAAGAAAUGGUCAUUGACAUGUUUGGUCGCUCGGUUCCUCGCUCAAGGCAUCACUCCUCAGACGAGGGGUCCGACUCUGAGAGCGACAUGGCGCACCCAAGAAGACGACGCAGGACACGGAUGGAAGAAGAGGAAUUGGACCGAUACCGACCAUCAUACCAACGCUCUGGACGUUACGGAUCCAGAUCUCGAUCCAGGUCACGAUCGCGGUCUUAUUCGCCUGGGGGCCGGCGCCACCACCGCCGUUCGCGCUCCCGGUCUGUCAGCCCAUACUACCCACAUGCCAGAGAGGGCGAUCGCCGAAGGAGGGGAGGCGGACGACGAGGUGGAGACCGCGAUGGACGUGACCGCCACUCUGGUGAUGAGGCUCCUCGCAACCCUGCAGAGGAAGUGGACCCUUACCAGGCGGCAAGUCGGUACUUGGACACGGCAUUCUACCCCACCAAAAUAUAUGUCGGCAACUUACCCAGCUCCAUCUCGCUGACAAGUCUGCGGACGCUCUUUGCGCCCUUUGGUGACAUUGAGGAUAUGAAUUUGGUCGAAGGCAAAGAUUUUGGAUUUGUGACCUAUGUUGAGCCUACAGGCGCACAGCAGGCAUUGGCCAAGAUGAAUGGAGCCAUGUUGGAUGGCACUUAUAUUCGAGUGAACAGGGCCAAGAUCCCUGAGAGAAACAGGCGUGGAUUCGCAGGCGUUGCAUGGAUGGACGAAGACGGUGAACUGGCGAGACUGGAGGAGGAGCAGCACCAGCAGGCUGCCGCCAUUGCAGGAGGGCUCCUUGCCACUGGAUCGACCCCAUUCUCACCUUCGCACAGUCGGUCAGAGUCAUCCACCAGCAUUCAUCACCACCACCAUCGUGAGGAUCGGCACAGGUCGUCGAGCAGUGGAGGCAUGGCGUCGGCAGACAGAUCUGGACAUCCUCGUGACUCAUCCAACUCUUCCAGGGCUGUCUCACCUGCCCCUGUUCGCUCUGCUCACCAGCUCCCGAUCAAACCUCGGUCGCCCAAAUUGCCCCCUAAGCCUACAGGCGCAGCAUCAUUCCCUCCUGUAGGCGUGGACCCUCGUGCUGCCAUGGCUGGUCGUGGUGGUGGACGCCAGAUUUUGCGAUACGACGAUCUGUAG
Linnemannia hyalina is the source of this 1746-nucleotide messenger RNA. Lineage: Eukaryota; Fungi; Mortierellomycota; Mortierellomycetes; Mortierellales; Mortierellaceae. The record is from the annotation of a GenBank genome assembly.